This is a messenger RNA of Thelazia callipaeda (thelaziosis nematode), 219 nucleotides long. The record is from the annotation of a GenBank genome assembly. NCBI's taxonomy places the organism in Eukaryota, Metazoa, Nematoda, Chromadorea, Rhabditida, Thelaziidae.
AUGUUAUUGGACGAAACACAUUUUCUAGCAAUUCCUGUUUCCAUUCUUUUCUCUGCUCCACUUCUGACUGUUAUGGCGAUGUAUGAUGCGACGAUGGAAGUGAAUGGCAGAAAUACCAGUGCGAGCAGUUGCGACAGCAAUCGUAAUGGUAUCGACAGCCAACGACGCCAGAACGGUGGAUAUAGUAGCAGUACGAGAGAACAUUCAGGAGACCAAUAG